UUCUCCCCAGGUUGCAGCUCCCCUCCAGCCACCUGCGCGUGUUCGGGAUCGAAGCGCAGUCAGGAGGGGAGCUCAGUCCACCAGCCACUCCAGGGAGAGACGGAAACUACAACUCCCAUCACGCCCCGCAGCCGGCUCCCUCCUCCUCCCUCUCCUUCCCCUUCAGCCUGCGGCCGGGCGGCGCUGGGCUUUUAUCUGCGGACCCGGUGGGAGGGAGCCAGAUCCCAGCGAUCUUCCCCGACGGCAGUUCUUUAACCGGAGGCGACCGGCGGCUCGUAGCAGAGUUCAGCUCUGCGUCCACGCCAGCCCGGAGCCCGGGGGCAAGGGGUCUGUCCCGGGCGCACCGAGAGGAUGGUCAUCCGCGUGUUCAUCGCCUCUUCUUCGGGCUUCGUGGCGAUAAAGAAGAAGCAGCAAGAUGUGGUUAGAUUUCUGGAAGCCAACAAGAUAGAGUUUGAGGAGGUGGAUAUCACAAUGUCAGAAGAACAGAGGCAGUGGAUGUACAAAAACGUCCCCCCGGAAAAGAAACCCACUCAGGGCAACCCCCUGCCCCCUCAGAUAUUUAAUGGCGACCGAUACUGUGGAGAUUAUGACAGUUUUUUUGAAUCCAAGGAAAGCAACACAGUCUUUUCAUUUUUAGGCCUGAAACCACGGUUGGCAUCAAAGGCAGAACCUUAGAGAAGAGUGGAAGAUGACGGAGAUGCAUUUUGAAGCACCCCCUGGUACUCAGCACACACAUGCUUACCUAAUGCAUCACUGUGACAAAAGCCACACGCAUUAUCAGUAACUUUGCUUGCCACGGAAAAGGUGUUUUUGAAAGAUGUGGAUAUAAUGGGAAUUGCAUGAUUGCUUUAAGCCAAAUCAGGUGGUGGAUUUUUUUUUCUUAUUUUAUUUGCCUGCAGUUGCCUCACUCACUGGAAAUACUGUCACCUGUUACAGGUGUACUUUCUUAAUGACUGAAAGAUAAGUGGGUGGCACCAUCAGAGAGAAAAUGUUGGAUCUGCCCUAGGUUAUAGUAGAUGCCGGAAUUGCGUAAACCCACUUAUCUUUAAGCUGCCUGGAUUGCAUCUUUGAAAUUUGUCUGCCAAGUUGUUAGAAUCUUUGAAUCAGAAGGAAAAAAAGCAGCGCUGUUUGACAAAGGGUGUUGAAGAUUUUUGCUGCAGAAUCACUUACAAACACCACGGUUCCUGUGCUUUGUAAUAACACCUGGUGAAAAAGUUAGCUAUACUAGAUUUGUUUUAGUAAUGGAAACUCUUACCCCUGUAUAUUAUCCAAGCUCCUACAGAUGUUUCCAGAAAUCACUGUUGUAACAUCAAGUGAUCAGAACCAAGUUACUGGGAUGACAAUAAUUGCUAUUUGAAAUACAUGCUUCUUUAUUUCUUGCAAGGGGCAAGUUUCAUCCAAAUGCCUAAGACUGCUUGAAAGAUAUAUUUUAAGUGGUGCACUAAUUAGAUAGUAAAUUUAUAGGAAAAUUGUCUGACAAGUAUCUGAAGGCAUUUUCAGCUCUAGCAAUUUAUUUAUAAUACAUAAGUAUUCAUAUAUUUUUUAAUGCAGCUCCCCUAACAGGCAGCUGCUGCUUCUAUUUUGUGAAGGGACUAUAUUUUUUGAGAAAGGAAAAUCUCAGUUAGAUAUAUUUUGUGAACCCUUGAUUAGACAUAUUAAAAUAUACCAAUAUUGUAGUAAAAUUUAAUUUUUCCUUAUGUUACUUUUCAUUUGCCUCUAACUUUGCUUGCUCAUAUUUCUGGCCAAUGUACAGCCUCAUAUUUUUCAGAGUAAUGCAGAUACUUGUUCUCAUUCCGUAUGUGAGCACAAGUAAGUUUUCAGAGCAACACAUAUGAGAAAGAGAGUAACCCGGAAUUGUACUUGUCAAGAAAAAUCUAUACUCCUAUUGGAGUGGAUGCUGAUAAACAUCGAACAUAUCUACUUCAUUAGAGCAGAGGCUAUUUUUCUGUAUUAUUGUCCUUAUAACAGGGAUGCUUAAUUUUUUUUUAAACUAAAAGAGUUUUAAAUUGCCAAACAUGGGAACAGCCUUGAAUAGGAUAAAUUUUCAGAGGACUGCCUAAAAUAUUUUAUUCCUAGCAUCCUGAUUCUGGACUUUUCAUUAUAAUCUGAGCAGGAAAUUUAUAAGAAAUUGAAAGAGCAGAAGAAUUACAGUCCUGUCACAUGUGCCCAGCACUCCGCCUCAUGCCUUGCUACAUGUAGACUAGUCUAAAGAACUUGUUGAAUGCUAAGGCUGAAAUCCCAACCUGAGAUUUGUAGUCCAGGAUUACAACCAGAAGGAAAGUAUGACAAAUUUUUACUUAACUGGAGCGGACACGUGAUCCACAAUUUUCUUUUCAAGGGAAGCUGUUGUCAAAUUAUGGAUAUUACUUGUUAGUUGUCAUUAAGAUCCAGGUCAGAUUCCGUUUGGCAAAUCCCAGGGACUAUCCAGGAAUUUUUUUUUUAACUGGAUAUUGUGUCUGAGUAUGUGAGUCUUCUGAUAAAACUUAGAAUUUCUUUUUAAGCAGUUGUAAAAAUUGUCAUGUUGUAAUUCAUUACUCAGCUAACAUUUAGUCUACUCUUGCUAGUGCAUGCCAAGAACCAACUUGGGAAGGUUGAGGCUUUGCAAGUUAACUGUUGGGGUUAUAGGAUCAAUACCAUACUUGCUAGACAAAGCUACCCAGAUUUGUCUUAUAUUAUAAUUUUUGAGUUAACCACAGUAUACCUAUUGUGAUUAUAGUAAACAGACUAGUGGGUAGUAAUGCUAAAUUACCAUCACAGUUAUGUACCAUCCCCCCAUCCCAUUUUUUUUUUUUUUUUUUUUUUGAUCAGCAAAGAAAUACAGGAGACCAGCCUCGAGUGGUGCUGUACUUGUUAUGAGAGAGGCAGCAGCACAGUGUGUGGCAUUUACAUGGUACCCGGGCUCCACAGAGUACCGAGAUGUUGCUCUCUGGGACCACAUUUAGUUCAGAGAAUAUGGGGUCCUUACUUGUAUUCUUUUAUCAGCUGAUUUCAAAACAUAUAAUAAUAAUUUUCUUGUUCCCUUCUUUAACUAGCUGCCUUUAGAUUUUGAUAAUCACAGUCUUAAAAUACUAGGAACAAGUAGAUGGGAAUUGUAGGCAUAGAUUUCGUAUCAAGGGCAUUUCAAGACAGAAUUUUUAUUUCCUGUAGUAGGCUUGUUGGAGCAAAGGAAAUGUGCUGCUAAAAAUCAACUUAUGCCAUUUUGAAAUUAGAUAAAAUACGGAGUGCCAUCCUGCUAGGUGUGUACAGACCAGAAGAAAAUUUAGUUGGGAAAAUACUUGUUUUUCCAAAUUCUGGCAUUUUAUUACAAUCAAAGAAGAGAAAAAAGCAAGGUAUUUUUUCCCCUCAGACUCUAAUAUAUUUUAGAUUUGUUUCUGUUUUAUAGAUUUAAUUCAACACUUCCACAUAGAUGUUUUUAUAUUACAUGAAUUUAAUAAUAAACUAAACUUAUUUUUUGUCUCCUGUUAUUGAAAAGUACCAAAGCUUCCUUCUGUUUUGUUUGUUUGAUUUUACUAUAGGGUUUUGCCUUUUCUAGAGAUACUUUUCAUUUAACAGCUUUUGUUAAGUGUCAGGCUACACUUUGCUCUGUAUAAUUAUUGUUUUCAGAUUUCAGUUUAUAUGUGUUUGUCUCUUAAGGCAUUGGUGAAAUCUCAGAUUUUAUAUUCAGCAUAAAGGAGAAUAAAUUCCAGAAAGCACAUAUUCUGAAAAUGGAGUGUUUGUUCCCUACCAUUUUUCACACUUCUCUUAAUUUUAGUUCUGUUUAGUUGAGAGGCUGUGAUUUUACUCUUGCCUGUGAACCUCAUGCAUGAAAGUGGCAUAUUAAAUUGUAAAAAUACAAACAGAUCGUUUGAUCAUUCAAGGAGCCAGGCAUGAGGUCCUGCACGAGAGUAUUGGGAGGACAGCAUAGAUUCAUCUCAGACAGUAAUCAGGACCGAGGAUGGAAUUAAAUCACUCAGCCCCUGGGUUGGGUGGGGUGGUUCAAAUGGAUGACUGUGUGAUCUCCUGAGUACACUGAAGCCACAGGCUGGUGGCUGUGUUCCCCGAAUUGGGUACAGAAGACAAGGGCAGAGUGGCCGUGGCCCCUAUUACCUUUGUAGCAGCCACAUCAGAAAGCAGAAGAACACAGUAUUUCUGAAGGCAUUGUCUGAGGUUGAUCUCAUCACUGAACAAUUUCAAGCCCUAAGCACCAGAACAGAAGGAGGGCGGAAGAAGGGAUCAGAGGGAACAAGCUGUAGGUUUGCAGAAAUGUGUGAAACCAAAAUGAUCACUGCCUACUUGUGACUCAAAUCUUCAGAGUUUUCUUAGUUCUUCUAGAAAUACAAGUCAGGUUUGUUUUCAUCCUUUCUGUCAGCAUGGAUCAAGCCCCUAAAAUGUGGUAAGUAUUGUCAGAGCAGGACAAUAUCUCUACUCUCAAGUAUGAGGGGAACAGAAACAAAGCAGCAGUUUUAGCCGGGGUUCAAUGAUAGAGUGGAGGUAAAUUAAGAGCCUACAGGCUGUGAUUCACCAUUUGAAACAUUAUACGUAUUUUUUUUGUUAUAAGCCAUUUGAAUUUUUAAAAAAUUUCAUACAUGCAAUGGAAUAUAGAUAUGUAUAUACACAUAUUAUAUAUGCUAAAGUAUAAAGAGUAAUAAUAAUGAUAAUCAGCAAACCCCUGUGUGCCUACCACCCACCUUAUUGCCUUUCCUUUGAGGUACCGUGUGCUCUUUCCUGAACCUCUCUAUCCCUGUCUGAUAGAGGGAGCCCUAUACUGAACUUUGUGUUGACCAUAGCCUUCUUGUCCUUCAUCGCCUUAUCUCCAUGUGUGUAUCCUUAAAGAAUAAUAAAUGGAAUUAAACUGAAUGUAUUCUUCUGUCACCUCCUUUUUAUGUUCAUUGCCAUCGGAGUUUUUUCACUGCUAAAUAUUAUUCCAUUAUGAAUAUAUUACACGUGUUCUCUUCUCCAGCUGGUGCUUAUUGAACUGCAUCUUUGUUUGAAAUAGAAAAAGGUAAUGUUGCUGUGAACAUUCUUUUAUGUGACUUCUGGUGUACAUACUCAAGAAUGGAUGUAUACUUGAAUAGAGUCGCUGGUUUGUACAAUAAAAGCACAUCAUCAGUUUUAAUAGAUAAGGCCAAAUUGCUUUCCAAAGUGCUAAUUUAUGCUCCCCACCAGUAUACUAGAAUUUGCAGCACUCUAGAUCUUUUCCAAUGUUUAAGAUAAUCAGAGUUGCAUUUUUGCCAAGCUGGGGAGUAUAAAAUGUUACCUCAUUGUGGUUUUAUUUUGUAAAUUUUUGAUUAUUAGUAAGUUGAACAUGUUUUAUUAUGGGAAUUCUUAUUUCUUUUUCUUGGCAAUCACUCUUCAUGUCUUUUGCCUCCCUUCCUAUUGAGUUUUGUUUUAAUGAUUAAUUUUUAAAGUUUCUUUAUAUUUAAUCUUUGAUUGGUCAACAUUUAUUUAAUCGUUAAAGUGAAGAGAAACCAGAGUUAAAAGAAAACUUUUCUGAGGCCAUUUCCAGAAAUAUGCUAAGCAUGUGAAUCUUUAUUCUAUUUAAGGAAAAUAAAGUUAAAUACAUACA
Macaca mulatta (Rhesus monkey) is the source of this 5545-nucleotide messenger RNA. RefSeq names its product SH3 domain binding glutamate rich protein like 2 (gene SH3BGRL2). Lineage: Eukaryota; Metazoa; Chordata; Mammalia; Primates; Cercopithecidae. The record is from RefSeq and is a predicted model, not a curated record. Gene Ontology annotation, cellular component: cytoplasm.